Messenger RNA from Fonsecaea multimorphosa CBS 102226, 1107 nucleotides. RefSeq lists its product as uncharacterized. Bases 1 to 1107 code for a protein of 368 amino acids. The record is from RefSeq and is a predicted model, not a curated record. NCBI's taxonomy places the organism in Eukaryota, Fungi, Ascomycota, Eurotiomycetes, Chaetothyriales, Herpotrichiellaceae. Gene Ontology annotation, molecular function: dioxygenase activity. The transcript has a single exon.
AUGGGCUCCCUGGGCGUCGAUUACACACGCUAUCAGGACAUUCCCGAAACCCAAGCGGAGCUAGACUGGGCAGACCUCAUCACCAUCGACCUGUCACGGUACGACGAGCCGGGCGGAAAACAGGCGCUCGCGGCGCAACUCAAGCACGCCAUCUCCACGGUGGGAUUCUUCUACGUGACCAACUUCGGCCUCUCGGAGGAAGAAGUUAAUGAGCAAUUCGCGCUCGCCAAGGCCAUCUUCGACCUCCCGGACGAAGAAAAGCAAAAGUGCCGCGUGGGGAAAGACGGACUGGGGUUCUUUGGCUGGAAGCCCCGGGGUAGCAGGAAGCAACAGCACGGGCUGGUCGAUAACCUGGAACUCUACGACGACCCGAAAUGGUGCGAGGCCUACAAGGGCCUGCCACGCCCGGCGCCGCUGGUCCACGCGGCCGCGAGGGCGGAACGGUUCCAAAGACACAUGGCGACCUACGUGCUCCGACGGCUCUUGAUCCUGUGCGCCAUCAUCAUGGAGCUGGAGGACGAGGAGGCGUUGUGGAAACUGCACAACUACGACGCCCGAUCGCAAUGCCACCUGCGGUACAUGCUCUACCACCCGCGGACCAGCGACGAGCUGGACAUUAUGGAGAAGCACAACGUCCAGCACAACGUCUACGGCCACACGGACUUUGGGUCGUUGACGUUGCUAAUGCGCCAGCCCGUUGCGGCCCUGCAGGUCCGACCGUACGGCGAAACAGAGUGGAAAUGGGUGAAACCGCUCCGGGGCAGCAUUACCGUCAAUGUCGCUGACACCCUCUCGUUCCUGACCGGUGGAUACCUCGAAAGCUCGAUCCACAGGGUCGUGCUGCCGCCCGAGGACCAGAGACAUGUCCCCCGCUACGGCGUGAUUUACUUCGCCAACCCGGACGACGACACCCUCCUCGAACCGGUCAGGAGUCCACUCCUAGAAAGAGAGAAGGUCAAAGGCAACAAUAAUAGGGCCAUGCCUCCAAAGGGAGUCACCGCGGAGGAAUGGGUCAAGAUACGGUUCGCCAGCAUCGACGCCAACUAUGCAAACAACAAGGAUAACAAGGUCGUCGUGAAGAAUGUCGAGGUGCCCAGCUACGCGUGA